Molecule: messenger RNA, 1165 nt
Organism: Episyrphus balteatus (marmalade hoverfly)
Lineage: Eukaryota; Metazoa; Arthropoda; Insecta; Diptera; Syrphidae
Gene: sqh
Product: myosin regulatory light chain sqh
Exons: 3
Coding region: 173-697 (174 amino acids)
Biological process (GO): post-embryonic development; locomotion
Cellular component (GO): myosin II complex; cytoplasm
Molecular function (GO): calcium ion binding; myosin heavy chain binding
Source: RefSeq, a predicted model, not a curated record
CCAAAAUGUCAUACAUUAUUUGACGUUCGCCACUCGCCCUUGUACGUAGUGAAAAUUGAAAAUUUCUGCCGAACAAAUAAAAAAAAAGUUAAAUAAAAAUUCGUUUCAAAAGCGAAAUAAGAUUAAAAUUAUUAUAAUAAUUCUAAAGGAUAUAAACUAACUAAUUAGCAAAAUGUCUUCCCGUAAAACUGCCGGCCGUCGUGCUACCACCAAAAAACGCGCCCAACGCGCCACUUCGAAUGUGUUUGCCAUGUUCGAUCAGGCACAAAUUGCCGAAUUCAAAGAAGCCUUCAACAUGAUCGAUCAGAACCGUGAUGGUUUUGUCGAAAAAGAAGACUUACAUGAUAUGCUCGCUUCUCUGGGCAAAAAUCCAACUGAUGAUUACCUAGAGGCAAUGAUGAACGAAGCUCCAGGGCCAAUUAAUUUCACUAUGUUCCUGACAUUGUUCGGAGAACGUUUGCAAGGAACUGAUCCUGAGGAUGUCAUCAAAAAUGCCUUUGGUUGUUUUGAUGAAGAGAACAAUGGUGUUUUGCCAGAAGACCGUCUUAGGGAAUUGCUGACUACCAUGGGUGAUCGAUUCACUGAUGAAGACGUUGAUGAAAUGUACCGUGAAGCACCUAUUAAACAUGGUCUCUUCGAUUACAUUGAAUUCACAAGAAUCCUGAAGCACGGUGCCAAGGACAAGGAUGAACAAUAAUUUCAUUGUUCUUAAUUUAAUAUUAUUUUUUUAUCCAGCUACUUCUUGCUGUCGUUGGACGAAUAUUGGUUAUUAAAAAAAAUGCAUUUUAUUUACUUAAUUUAAAACAAAUCAUUUAUUAUUUAUGUGUAAUUUCAAAUAUAAAUGGUUGAUUCUUUUGUUAUUCUCGGAAACAAAGUAUUUUUGCAGGUGAUGCAAUCCUUAAAGUUAUAAUAUAUACAUACCUACAUAUGAAUAAUAAUUAAACAAUUGAUUGGUGCCCUGUCCUCAACAAAAAAAAAAAACGAAUAUCAAUAUUAACAUCUACUAUUUCUAGUAUUAUUGUAAUUGUAUUUAUGCAAAUUGCUUAGGAUAUUUGCAACUAAACAUAUAAAACUAACCUCUAUUUAUGUCCUAAUGUUUUGUCAAAUAUUUUCCAUUUUUUACAUAAAUAAAUUUCAUAUAUAAAAAAUACCUUUUUAUACGAAA